AAACAAAAUAAGGGUCUCCUUUAUUUCUCGCUGCUGUUCGAUCACACCCGACUACACAGCCAGAUCUCUUGUCACAACUUUCUAACCGGUUUUUCAGUCAUGAAGCUUGAUACCAGCGGUCUUGAGUCAUUUCCUACUCAAAUUCAACCCAUCGAUGGCAUUGUUGGAGACUUUUCGGCUGCCCCUGCAUUUGAGCUCCCUAGCUUAACCGAUUUUGACGGUUUCCAGAAAGAAGCUAUUCAGAUGGUGAAGCCUGCCAAGGGUACCACCACUCUUGCUUUUAUAUUCAAGGAGGGGGUUAUGGUAGCUGCCGAUUCUCGGGCUAGUAUGGGGGGUUAUAUAUCAUCUCAAUCCGUGAAGAAAAUUAUAGAAAUUAACCCAUACAUGCUUGGCACGAUGGCUGGAGGAGCUGCAGACUGCCAAUUCUGGCACAGAAAUCUCGGGGUCAAGUGCCGGCUGCAUGAAUUGGCAAAUAAGCGAAGAAUUUCAGUUACAGGAGCCUCAAAGCUACUUGCAAAUAUUUUAUACUCCUACCGUGGAAUGGGGUUAUCUGUUGGAACCAUGAUUGCUGGAUGGGAUGAAACGGGUCCUGGUCUGUAUUAUGUUGAUAGUGAAGGGGGAAGAUUGAAAGGAACCCGUUUCUCGGUUGGAUCUGGGUCGCCAUACGCUUAUGGUGUACUGGACAGCGGGUACCGCUACGACAUGUCAGUUGAUGAAGCUGCAGAAUUGGCCCGAAGAUCAAUUUAUCAUGCAACAUUUCGUGAUGGGGCCAGUGGUGGAGUUGCCAGCGUUUAUUACGUGGGACCUGACGGAUGGAAGAAAUUGUCCGGUGAUGAUGUGGGAGAACUUCAUUACCACUACUACCCUGUCACUCCGAACACAGUAGAACAAGAGAUGGCGGAGGCGCCUGGAGCGUAAUGGAAGUUAUGGCAAUUAUUUCAAGUGUCUGUUUUUGUCUUUUUAAUUUCAGGCCAAAAAAAGUAUCUUUGUUUAUUGUUUCUUUUUGGUAUAAUCUUUUAAGUGUCUCUUGUUUAGCUGGCCUCGUCCAUACCUUAUCGAACGAAAGAUGACUGUAGUGGAUCAGGUCUGGCGGACUAGAAUGGGCUGUGACUUGUGAAAGCCCCUACAUCAAAUCCAGUUUAUCGAAACUUUGCGCGCAUACUAGGGACCAA
Molecule: messenger RNA, 1172 nt
Organism: Neltuma alba
Lineage: Eukaryota; Viridiplantae; Streptophyta; Magnoliopsida; Fabales; Fabaceae
Product: proteasome subunit beta type-5
Exons: 8
Coding region: 100-918 (272 amino acids)
Cellular component (GO): cytoplasm; proteasome core complex
Molecular function (GO): threonine-type endopeptidase activity
Source: RefSeq, a predicted model, not a curated record